UGAGGUGGCUGGUUGGAACAGACUAAAACUUCCUCUCCUCGCCACAAUUUUUCAAGACAAGCAGCAGAGAAUCGUCUCCCCCCCUCCCCCAGAUCUGGGCUCCGGCAUGGCCAAAUAUCUUGUCUCUGUGUCCACGAGCAAUGUUUUCCACUUGGGCACCGUCGAUCCCAUUUCCCUCUCCUUCGUGGGCACCGAAGGCGAGAGCCCCCCAAUCAGUCUGGGCAGCUUGACCUCCAAGUUCUUCACCGCAGAGGAAAGUAAAUAUGAAGUUACUUGUGAGCAUGACCUGGGAGAAAUUUUGCUCCUCUGUCUCCAAAGAGAACCUUUGCUUGGUAUCUUCUCAACCCCCUGGUACUGUAAUUUUGUCACGGUGAUCUCCCCGCGGGGCCAAAACUAUACUUUUCCAUGCUACCAGUGGCUUCAAGACCUUGAGAAGCUGGAGCUCCGGGAAGGGACAGCAAAAACGGCUGCGAUGGACACGCUCCCCUUGCUCCAAAAGCACCGCGAGGAACAGCUGAAGAGGAGGCAGGUGGACUACAGAUGGAAGACGUUGGUUGAGGGCAUCCCCCGCUGCCUGGACGUUGAAUCGGUCAAGCAAUUGGACACAGAUAUCAAGUUUUCUUUUGUGAAGUCAUCGGUGUUUCAGACACGCUCCAAGGCCAAGAAGGUGGAACUGAAGCUGAAGGGGUUUUCUGACAGCCAAGAGUCCUGGAAGGAGCUGGAGCACAUCAAGGAGGUCUUCUGGUUCAAUAAGACCCGUCUGUCAGAAUACACCACAGAGCAGUGGAAGAAUGAUGAGUUCUUUGCAUACCAGUUCCUAAAUGGACUGAACCCCCAGAUGAUCAAGAAAUGCACAGAGAUCCCCUCCAAAUUCCCCGUGACCCAGGAGAUGGUAGGCAGAUCCCUGGGCUGCGGCACCACGCUAGAGAAGGAACUCGAGAAAGGGACCAUUUUCCUUGUCGACUAUGGCAUCCUGGAGGGGGUCCCCGCAGGCUUCAAUAAUCACAAGAAGCAGUUCAUCACAGCCCCGCUCUGCCUGCUGCACCUCUCGCCCCAGAAUCGGCUGGUGCCCCUCGCCAUCCAGCUGAGCCAGACCCCCGGCCCGGAGGCUCCCAUCUUCCUGCCGAGUGAUUCUGAGUGGGACUGGAUCUUGGCCAAGACCUGGGUGCGCAACGCCGACUUCCAUGUUCACCAGGCCCUCACCCACUUGCUCCACACACACCUGAUAGCUGAGGUGUUCACCCUGGCCACCCUCCGCCAGCUGCCGAUGUGCCACCCGCUCUACAAGCUCUUAAUACCCCACACCCGCUUCACCCUUCACAUCAACACGCUGGCCCGGGAACGUCUCAUUGGGAAGGACGGCGUCUUCGACAAGGCAACUGGCACUGGCUACGAAGGCCUCAUGGUACUUCUGCAGAAGGGCACAGAAGCCCUGACUUACUCCUCCCUCUGCCUGGGGGAGGAGCUGGACGCUCGUGGGGUGACUGCCAUGCCCAGUUACUACUACAGAGAUGAUGGCCUCAAGAUCUGGAAGGCUGUGGAAAGCUUUGUCUCGGGCAUCGUUGACUUGUAUUAUAAAAGUGAUUCCUCUGUAAGGGAAGAUUCUGAGCUGCAAUGCUGGAUACAGGAGAUCUUUGUGGAAGGGUUUCUGAAGCGCAAGUCCUCGGGCAUCCCCUCCUCUCUAGGCAAUUUGGCGGAGCUCAAGAAGUUCUUGACUAUGGUGGUUUAUACCUGCUCAGCUCAGCACAGCGCUGUGAAUAGUGGGCAGUAUGAUUGGGGUGCCUGGAUGCCCAACUUCCCCCCCUCCAUGAGGACACCCCCUCCGAAGACCAAAGGCACCGCCAACGAGCAGGAGUACAAAGAGACGAUCCCUGCGAUCAACACCACCUGCACCAUCCUCAGCACCCUCUGGCUGCUCAGUGCUGAUCCCGUAGACAUGAUACCCCUGGGGAAUUACCCAGAGGAGCAUUUCACUGAGGAUGAGCCUAAGAGGUUAAUGAAGACCUUCAAGGAACACCUGGAUAAGAUUUCCAAGGAAAUCCAGGAGAGAAACCAGAUGCUGGACGUGGUCUCCAUUGGCUACACAGACCUCUACCCUCCAGGCAUCGAGAACAGUGUCUCCAUAUAGUUAGAUCCAGAGGAGUUAGCCAUGUUAGUCUGUAGUAGCAAAAUCAAAAAGAGUCCAGUAGCACCUUUAAGACUAACC
Molecule: messenger RNA, 2206 nt
Organism: Eublepharis macularius
Lineage: Eukaryota; Metazoa; Chordata; Lepidosauria; Squamata; Eublepharidae
Product: polyunsaturated fatty acid lipoxygenase ALOX15B-like
Exons: 14
Coding region: 107-2128 (673 amino acids)
Biological process (GO): linoleic acid metabolic process; lipid oxidation
Molecular function (GO): iron ion binding; oxidoreductase activity, acting on single donors with incorporation of molecular oxygen, incorporation of two atoms of oxygen; protein binding
Source: RefSeq, a predicted model, not a curated record